Molecule: messenger RNA, 1359 nt
Organism: Capronia epimyces CBS 606.96
Lineage: Eukaryota; Fungi; Ascomycota; Eurotiomycetes; Chaetothyriales; Herpotrichiellaceae
Exons: 2
Coding region: 1-1359 (452 amino acids)
Biological process (GO): proteolysis
Molecular function (GO): cysteine-type endopeptidase activity
Source: RefSeq, a predicted model, not a curated record
AUGUCCUACUACCCGGGCCAAGGUGGCUACGGUGCUCAACAGCAUACCGGCGGUGGUUACGGAUACCCUCCAACCCAAUCUCCACAGCCAUAUCCUCCUCAAGGCUAUUCUCAAGGCCCAUAUCCUCCUCAGUCGCACUCGCCACAACCCUACCCUCCGCAGGGUUACGGGGGACCUCCUCCUCAGAGCUAUGGCGCUCCUGCCGGCUAUAGCAAUCCCUCGCCUCAGAUAGCUCCAUAUGGCUAUAACAAUCCUCCUCCUCAACAAAGCGGAGGCUACGGCGGUUAUGGAUCGCCUCCUCCACAACCAAAUGGAUACCCAGGCCCUCGGCCCGGAAUGCCAUCGUACAGCACGAACGCUCACUCUCAGGGUGCCUCCAAUGGCCCUCGUCCGCCGCCUACGACCCCUCAACAGUUUGGCCAUGGUGCCCCUGCGAGUUAUAGCUUCCAGUACUCCGCGUGUACAGGAAAGCGAAAAGCAUUGCUCAUCGGAAUCAAUUAUUUUGGCCAAAGAGGACAGCUGCGAGGAUGCAUCAACGAUGUUAAGAACAUGUCCACCUAUUUGAACCAGAAUUUUGGGUAUGCCAGAGAGGAUAUGGUGAUUUUGACGGAUGAUCAACAAAACCCCAUGUCACAACCGACCAAAGCCAAUAUACUUCGAGCGAUGCACUGGUUGGUCAAGGACGCCCGCCCCAACGACUCGUUAUUCUUCCAUUACAGUGGUCACGGCGGCCAAACCCCCGACUUGGACGGAGAUGAGGAAGACGGCUACGACGAAGUAAUAUAUCCGGUCGACUUCAGGACCGCUGGGCAUAUUGUGGAUGACGAAAUGCAUCGCAUCAUGGUUAAAUCUCUACCUGGAGGAGUCCGACUCACGGCCAUCUUCGACUCAUGUCACUCCGGGUCGGCCCUCGAUCUACCAUAUAUCUAUUCCACCCAAGGCGUGCUCAAAGAACCCAACUUGGCCAAAGAAGCAGGCCUGGGGCUGCUGUCUAUUGUUUCAUCAUAUGCCCGUGGGGAUCUGGGCGGCAUGGCUUCGACAGCCAUGGGAUUAUUCAAAAGGGCGGCCACAGGCAAUGCCACGUAUGAACGCAAUAAACAGACCAAGACCAGCCCCGCCGACGUGAUCAUGUGGUCUGGCAGCAAAGACGAACAAACCAGUCAAGAUGCGCAGAUCAACGGAGAAGCCACCGGGGCCAUGAGCUGGGCGUUUGUGACGGCCCUGAAGAAGAAUCCUCAUCAGAGCUACGUGCAGCUACUCAACAGCAUUCGAGACGAACUGGCCACCAAGUAUACGCAAAGACCUCAAUUGAGCUGUUCACAUCCUUUGAGUAAGUUCUUGUCUCCGGCCUUCUGUUAG